Messenger RNA from Yamadazyma tenuis ATCC 10573, 1707 nucleotides. RefSeq lists its product as uncharacterized. The record is from RefSeq and is a predicted model, not a curated record. NCBI's taxonomy places the organism in Eukaryota, Fungi, Ascomycota, Pichiomycetes, Serinales, Debaryomycetaceae.
AUGUCAAGUCAUAAUCCCGACCGUUCGAUUAAUCCCAAUGGAUCAGAAACAAAUGAGGGGACCACAGUGGUAGCUACAAGCACAUUGGGGUCCCUAAAUAGUUCUCGGCUGACCUCGAAAGAAAAGGAAUUGGGUGCUUCCACAAGUGUUACAGCUGAUCUAUCUGUCAACAAUUCAAAGACCACAUUAUCAUCGAGAUCCCAAGAUUCAAGUAAUGGAAUACUGGUAAACGCAGAUAUGACCACUCCUAAUUCCAGCAUCUCCGCUAAUCUUCGACCUUCAGCUACAAAGGAACACCCCACUGAUAACCUCGAAACCAAAGACAAUUACGACAGUCCCGGUGAAGGUGAAAAUGACCAGAAGAGGUAUUACUGCUCAACUUGCAAUAAAGGAUUUACGAGAAAACAUAAUAUGGUUUCCCAUGAAUUAAUCCAUUCUCAAGUCAAACCUCAUAUUUGUUCUGUUUGCAGCCUAACAUUUCGUCGGAUCCAUGAUUUAAAACGUCAUGAAAAGCUUCACACAGGGACAAAGCCUUUCAAAUGUCAAUAUUGUCCUCGAAGUUUUGCCCGGCCUGAUUCCUUAGUCAGACACCAAAAUUCUCCCAGUGCUUGCCCCAAAGCAAAGCCCUCACCUGUUGGCAUAUCUGUUCCAAAUACAGAAUUGGGAAGGAAUAGUGUGGUUGCUCAAAGCUUUGGAAAUCCCCAUCGCCCAAGACCGGAACUACCUUCAUUAAGGAGUUUGUCAAGUCAGUAUCCGUAUAAAUUGAGACGUCCACAACCCCAAAUGACUUACCUGCGGCCUGAUGUCUUCAGAAAUUCAUUAUCAUACCAGCGUGUUCCUGAACAGCAUACAGAGACGGUUACACGCGAAGAUGGGUUUGGUGGGUUCACCACUACAACAAUUACUACCACUCGUCACAGGGAGAAUAAUGCGCUCACAGAGAGUAUGCCAAGUUCAGAAAGUGAACGGCUACCUAGGCAAACUGAUGACUCACAACUUGGAAAUCAGGCACUUAAUCAAUCUAACAUCGGCAAUAUACCUCUUUAUUCUUCAGAGAAGGAUCAGGAUCAGGAUCAUGAUCAAAAGAAAGUUAAAAGUCAGAAAGGAGUCAAUAAAAACGAAUCCUCACAAAUCCUUCAUGGGGCUUUGUUGAAUUCACAAGACAAGGCUAAUAUUGAUCAUGCUAUGAGUUUUUCGAGGGCAAACCCGGAUUUACCUCAAAUUAAUGAUCAAUUAUCAGCUGGAUCAUCAAAUUCUGACGAUCCUAAUCCAUAUCCUAGACCUCGUCAAGAAGAGGAGCAAUCAUUUGGUCCCAAAGCUGAUCAAGACCAGGCCAAGAAGCUUACACCUGCUAAUUUGAAUAUCGCUAGUCAAUAUCCCGGAAGACCUGAAGACACAGAACAGGCUUACCAAGGUAAUCGCAGACUUUACUACAACCAGCUGCGUGAUCCUUCCGUGUAUCAGUAUCCAAAUGAAGAAUAUAUCAGUCUUUCUCGAUAUCAAGAUUUGGUUGCUUACACCCAAUCAUUGGAAGAGAAUAUGAAUAAAAUUAACAGUCGAAUUCAAAUUUUGGAAGAUGAGAAUGCUGACUCUAAGAUUGAACGGGAAAGGGCUAAACACGCUCAUGAUUCAACUUCCAGGCACAGGAAACGUCAUAAAAAAGAUAUGUCUGCGAAUAUAGGAGCACAGCAGGAGAGGCCGAAGUGA